AACAUCACAAACUCAAACCAUUUCUCAGUAUCUCUCUCUCUCUCUCUCUCUCUGCAAUCUCUUCCUUGAUCCUUCUAGAAUUUUCCUCUCUUUACCCUUUUUUCUCGGAAACUUUUCUAACUCAUCAAAAUCCUCUUCCGAUCUCACAAAUUCGCGAUUCUGCAUCCGAUUCAGAAGUUCGAAAAACCACUACGAUUAGAGAGUGGUUGAAGAUUUUGGAAGAGAAAUAGAGCUGUAUGAACUGGUUCGGGAAGCUGAAUUUAUCAACAAAUUUGAAUUUCAAUCACUUUGUUACGUGUUUGUUGGUUUUUUUCAUCCAUUUUUCUCCUCAAUCAAUAUGGAGUCAGGAAAUAAGAGUAACGCCAAAUUAACCAGAGCACUUUGCUAUGGCAAUGUUAGCAGUGUGCAGGAGAGGUCACCAUCUGUUAUUGUCAUUGGUGGUGGCAUGGCUGGGAUUGCUGCUGCACGUGCACUUCAAGAUGCUUCCUUUCAGGUUGUUCUCUUAGAGUCUAGGGAAAGACUUGGUGGCCGAAUUCACACUGAUUACUCGUUUGGCUUUCCUGUUGACCUGGGAGCAUCAUGGUUGCAUGGAGUUUGCAAGGAGAAUCCACUUGCUUCCGUGAUCGGGAGGCUGGGGUUACCCCUUUACCGUACCAGUGGGGAUAAUUCUGUGCUAUAUGACCAUGAUUUGGAAAGCUAUGCACUUUAUGAUAUGGAUGGGAAUCAAGUUCCCCAGGAAUUGGUAACAAAAGUUGGUGAAGUAUUCGAAACUAUUUUACUGGAGACGAAUAAAGUAAGAAGUGAAUUCAAUGAAGACAUGUCCAUACAUCGUGGUCUUUCAAUUGUUUUUGAAAGGAAUCCAGAAUUAAGGUUGGAGGGGCUUGCCCAUAAGGUACUUCAGUGGUAUUUAUGCAGAAUGGAGGGCUGGUUUGCUGCUGAUUCUGAUACAAUUUCACUGAAUGGUUGGGACCAGGAAGUACUUCUCCCUGGUGGUCACGGUCUUAUGGUCAGGGGCUACUUGCCUGUUAUAAAUACCCUAGCCAAGGGUCUUGAUAUUCGUCUAGGACACAGGGUCACAAAAGUUGUUCGGAGAUAUAAUGGAGUAAAAGUGACCGUGGAAAGUGGUAAAACAUUUAUUGCUGAUGCGGCUAUUGUUGCUGUCCCUCUUGGUGUACUUAAAGCAAAGAGGAUAUCAUUUGAACCAAAGCUCCCAGACUGGAAGGAAGCUGCCAUCGCUGAACUUGGGGUUGGACUUGAGAACAAAAUUAUUCUACAUUUUGAGAAUGUAUUUUGGCCUAAUGUAGAGUUCUUAGGAGUAGUUGCAGAUACAUCUUAUGGAUGUAGCUACUUCCUUAAUCUCCACAAGGCUGCACGUCACCCUGUCCUUGUUUACAUGCCUUCUGGGCGGCUUGCCAAAGACAUUGAAAAAAUGUCUGAUGAAGCAGCUGCUGACUUUGCUUUUGUACAGCUCAAGAAGAUCCUUCCUGAUGCUUCCUCACCGAUUCAGUACCUUGUAUCUCGGUGGGGCUCGGAUAUAAAUUCACUGGGAUCAUAUAGCUAUGAUCAAGUAGGGAAACCACAUGAACUGUACGAGAGGCUACGAGUCCCAGUAGAUAACCUGUUCUUCGCAGGGGAAGCAACAAGUAUGAGCUAUCCAGGAUCUGUCCAUGGUGCCUUCUCCACCGGAAUGAUGGCAGCUGAAGAUUGCAGGAUGCGUGUGCUGGAGCGAUAUGGAGAGCUGGAUUUGUUUCAGCCGGUGAUGGGAGAGAUGGCUUCCUUGACCAUCCCACUUCAGAUAUCUCGUAUGUAAUCAUCAUCUCAUCUUUCGUCACCACUCCUAAUGGAUAGAAUCCGAUGUUUUUUCUGAAGUAGGAUUUGCCAUGGCUUCUGCACACUAUUGAUCGACUAAUUGCAACUAUUUAGGCAUUAGUCUCUUAAGUAUAUGUCUGUUAUGCAGUCAUACAUUGUGUUGUAUGUCCCUAGUUAAUGUUGUGAAGAACUGGUGAUACAUGAAUAUUUUGCAGAGGUUGUGCACCUCUAUAGUUUGGUUAAGUUUGUCUGUAAAUGGAAGAUGUGCAUUAAGGUUUGAAGAUUCCUAUGUACAUCCACCUAUAUAUUUUCAUAAUAAAGAUGCCUUGUACAUUUCUCUAGUCUUUUAUAAA
Messenger RNA from Medicago truncatula (barrel medic), 2162 nucleotides. RefSeq names its product polyamine oxidase 2. NCBI's taxonomy places the organism in Eukaryota, Viridiplantae, Streptophyta, Magnoliopsida, Fabales, Fabaceae. The transcript has 10 exons. The coding region runs from base 338 to 1810 and encodes 490 amino acids. Gene Ontology annotation, cellular component: peroxisome. Gene Ontology annotation, biological process: polyamine catabolic process. The record is from RefSeq and is a predicted model, not a curated record. Gene Ontology annotation, molecular function: polyamine oxidase activity.